Molecule: messenger RNA, 2765 nt
Organism: Lytechinus pictus (painted urchin)
Lineage: Eukaryota; Metazoa; Echinodermata; Echinoidea; Temnopleuroida; Toxopneustidae
Product: transmembrane protein 9B-like
Exons: 5
Coding region: 83-601 (172 amino acids)
Cellular component (GO): lysosomal membrane
Source: RefSeq, a predicted model, not a curated record
UUUCAAUUCAUAACAUUAAUUUAAAACAGGUCUACUAACUUCACCUCAAAAAUAAUAUUACGCCUGCUGAGCUGAGAAAGAUAUGUCAAACUUAACUUUACCAAACUUCAUUAUUCUUCUAUUGUUUGUAGCGCUAGCAGCAUGUGAGGGUGAGUUUGGCAAUGUCCGAUGCAAGUGUAUAUGCCCUGCAGAGCCGGACAUCAAGAGAGAUUUAGACAUCCAGGUUGUGACUGUAUCAUUGGCUGAAGAAUGUUCUUGUGAGCUGGUAAUGAAAAGAAAUGAGAGUGACUGUCUGCGAUGCGAAUGCAAGUAUGAAAGCCGGAACAUCACCACCAUUGAGGUUGUUAUUUUCCUGAUCAUCGUUGUUGUGAUUUGUCUUUUCAUCUAUCUCAUCGCUCUCGCUUUCCUCGAUCCCGAGAUGUUUAGAUCAAAGCUCACAGAACCUCAGAUGGAAGAUACUCUCACCCCUCAACCAGAUCUAUCAAGCACAAGGCAGCCACCAUCCUACCUAGGCCGUGUGGGUAGUGCACAGAGAAGAUGGAGAUCACAGGUUCAGCAACAAAGGGAGAAUAUCUUCGAUAGACACACAAUUCUUAGCUGAAGGAACUCGUCUGUCCUCAUUGCAAUUUCAUCCCCAGUCCCACAUACUGCUUUUCAGUGAAAGUUUGCAAAUCAUCAACAGACAUGAAAAAAUGUAAGAGAACAUUAUUUCAGUAAUAUUUGUAAGAGAGUACUUUUCCAAUCAAUAAUCUGUGUUUUCACAUUCAAGCUAGCCUACUCGUUACCCUGCGCUAAUUGCAUCCGCAACAAAAUUUGCAAGUUACCUUCCUGAUUUGAUUUCCCCAGUUAGUGCGAAUUGAUUCAUAUUUCUGGGAGUGGUGUGGGCGCGUCGUGGUUCUGACUCCCGCCUUUCAAACAGAGGGUCGUGAGUUCAACUCCUAGCCAUGGCGUGUUUUCCUUCAGCAAGAAGUUUAUCCACACUGUGCUGCACUCGACCCAGGUGAGGUAAAUGGGUACCGGCAGGAAGUAAUUCCUCAAAAAGCUGUGCGCACCAGAAUCGGUAGACUGGGUAAUAUAGGAGUGCCUUGAGCACCUAUCAAGGUGGAUACGUGCGCUAUACAAAUCCUUUAUUAUUUAUUAUAUUAUAAAUACAAAUAGUUGUUUGCUGAGGAAAAUCUAAGUUUUAUUUCCAGUUCAUUGUUUAAGGUGCACUAUGAACUGAGUGAAAUUUAAUUAAAAUGAAACAUAUGCACUGGAACUGAUGUUUUCUGAGAGAAUUUAAGGGAUCCAUCUACUACUCCAAUGUAAACCAAAUGAGACUGAGAAUACACAUGUGUAAGGGUCAUAUAGAAAGCUCAAUCGUUUUAUGAUAAUAUUCACAAACGAUGAUGAUAGGGAAGGGACAUGUUAUAUUUUUCUUUAGUAUUUGGAUGAAGAAAACAUUUUCACCUGAAGCAGUUAAUAUCAUCAUCAUGCUCAAAAUUGUAAUGCCAGAUUUGUGGUUAUUUUGUGUUGUGAAUUGCUUAUUGUUUUUUUAUUUAUGUCUUUACACAUAUCUCAUGUUGGGAUUCAUUGUAUUAUACAUUGUUUUAUUUCUGUAUAAAACCAUACAGUUCAGAUUUUACUUAAUGAUCGCCCUAUCUGAAGCUUUUGGAAGUCUAAAAUUCAUAGUUUGUCAAGUUUUUAAUAAUUUACAGAUAAGAUGAGUAAUGAAACAUGUUUUGUUUAAACAUUCUGUCUAAAAUCUGAUAUUUCAGGGUAAAGUUCAAAAUUAAAAUGUUGACAAUUAUGUUGGGUCCUCAACAAAAGCAAAAAAACUUUGUUUUUCAUGUUGGUAUAAAAAAACAUUUCUCUAGCAUGGAAUAAGUUGAACAUUUUAGGUUACCAUCUUCAUAGGGAGUUUUGUGAUGUUUUAUUUUUUUAAAGAAAAAUAAACAUGUUUGGAUGUAAGUUCUGAAGAAAAAAAAAAGAUACAUUCACAAGAGAUGACUCUAAAACUGAUAAAUUAGUAAAAAAUAAAUAAACAUUUUAUUUUAUUAAAAAAAUCAGUCAAUAAAAGUGAUUGAAUGGUCACUACACCUUUGAAAAAUUGGAGUGCAAGAUUAAUGUUUCAAUAUAAUUCACAUUGAAUCUGUACACAGCUUAAGGGCAAUUCCAUAGGUUGGUGGACAUGAGCUCAAUGUGUCUUUGUACAUAUAGCCCAUCUGAACCGUAACGUGAGUAACCACUUUAUCUGCACCCCUAGUAAAAACCAUGUGUUCUUUUUUUUAAAAUUAUAUACAAAUUUGUCUCCCUAAUAUACUUCUUUGAAAUGGAUAUAAUCAACUUUCAUAAAAGCCUUGCAUGAGGACACUUUUCACUUAUGUCCACUUUUCAUUUUAUGCAUGUCCAAAUCAUGUAACAUGAGUAACCGACACAUUUCAAAGAUUUGCCAGGAGCAUAAUGAAAUUUCCCAAGUUUUGUUUUUAUACAAAGGAUAGUCAGACUGCGUACUAUGUUGUGAUAAAGAGAUGUUUAGUUCCUAUCAAUAAUAAUGGAGUUACAUCUCCAAGUAUGAGUCAAGGUGUCUCCAAAUGUAACGUGAGUAACCGUGGAAUAGCCCUUAUGGCAGGCUUGAAAUGAAAUAUGUUUAAAAAUGUCAUUUGUAAUGUAGUUAAACAAAAGAAAUAUAUUUAUUACAGUUUUGUACAUAAUGUUAAUUUAUACAACAGAUUUUCUAUAUUGUAUAAAUGAAUAAAAAGCAAUAAAUAUAAUUGUUUACAUUA